AUGUCAUUCUCUCCACCAGACAGUUACCUACAAAUUUCGCAGAUAUUGCGUGACCCAAACAAUGACUGCAAUACAAUCCCGAUCAAUGAGCUUCAAUUUGCGCUGCCACUUUGCCUGACUCCCCCAGAUUCGGAGCUGGACCAGUCGGUGAGCUCCGUCGUCAAUGUGGGUGAAAAGCAACAGCUACCGGAAUGGAUCCAGACAGAGCCAGGCUGGUUAGACAGUGUAGAGGCUUCUUACCAGAACCAAGAAGCUUGUGCUGGCAAUGUCACACAUUCUUACUCACAUUAUCAAAUUGAUGAUCGAGCCUCUUCGGCAUCUGCCGUUAAUAUCCAACAGGAGCUCUAUCCAGUCCCCACACCACAAAAGCAGAGCACAGGGCGGCGGAUACGUCGACAGAACCACUCGUGUGACCCCUGUUGUCUAGCAAAACGGGGAUGCGAUCUUCCGAGGGGGGUAGCAAUCUGUGGCGACAAGCCCACAGUUGCGUGUACCAUGUGCUCCCUCCGCAGUAUGGAAUGUACGGUGGCCUGGUUAGCUAGCCGGAAACCCUCCCGCCAGAUCCAAAGGCGAGCAGAAACUUCCCCUCGGUCUCCGGUGGGCUAUAAGGCUCCCACUUCCCAAUGGAAUCCAGUCGAGGAUGUGUCCCAGAUGGAAGGUUUAACGUUGAUACCCCGAGCUGAAUGGGACCAAGCGAAGCAGCUGGAGGCCCGAGAACGUUGCUUGCAGCACUUGUAUUUAUACAUUGAUGUCUUUGAUAUGCAAAUCACAGCCUGCCUUUCAGAGGGAUGCAUGCCUCCUUGCUAUUCUCUGGGGAUUGAAGCUCUAGUGCCGUUGAGCAACAGUGCUGAUGUUUCUCCAUAUGUGGAGCGUGUCCGGUCGAGUAUCAACAACUCGUGGUAUAUGGAUCUGACAGCGUGGAACUCAACAUCUGCGACACCCAAUCUUUAUCUCGCCGUGUCAUUACUGGAUGCACUUUUUCAGUACCCGGGGGGCCAGAAGAGCCCUUCAUCUAGUAACACGCGAGAUAAAGCUAUUGAUGAAACAUACAAAUGGGUCGCUAUUGCAACAGCCACCCAAUUCACAGUGGACGAAAACAACAGAACAGGAACAGCCAAGUCUCAUUCAAGGGCCAGAGACAUUGCCUUUGCAACGUGGCAAAAGGCCAGAGAGAUGCUCUUCAGGAACAUCGGAGCAACUGGGUCUUUCCGCCUAGCACUCUCGCUCCUCCUUUUUGGCGGGAUUUUGCCACCAACGGGGCUGGAGCAGAGGGAAAUAUGUGCAGAGGAUACCACUUACGCGCACCGUGAAGGGGCUCGGCGUCUUCGAGCACUCUGUUCUAAUGCGCGUAUCUAUCUCCAAGAAAAUCGCGGGCACGGUGGUCAUCCCCUCUCGUCUUUAAAUACGGUAGGCGCCGCCACAGGGAGGCGAAAGUCGCACACAGUCCAAGCAUUCUCGUCUGAAGCUCGCCAAUACAUCCAAGAAGUGGUUGGCGCUAUAGAGUGGUUCUUCUGGAUGUCUCACUCUGUCACCAUCGCCAUCUCCCGUGAGCGAACAGACCCGACGAAUCUCGACCUUCAAUACGGCAGUAUAAAAGAAUUAGCCUUGCGGGGCCCGGCACAACCUGGAAACCUAGACGAAUUAAAGACUAGGAGGCAUGAGCGAGAAAUAGAAGAUUCUAUUCUUGCUCGGGCUCGACCUGAAAAGCAUAAUGUAACUACCCUGUGGUCUCAAAACGUAUCGUGCGAUGUUGUAGAUCGCGCUGUCACUAAUGCAGGCUCGCUCGCUGUGCUGUUGUGGCGAUCAGUAGCCCUUCUGACAUUAGCAUCACAAGAUAUGUUGAUGGGCAUGGGAGAUGAAGAAAGCUUUCAGCGCCAAUACACGGCGACAACCGAGCUGAUCGACUCCUGGAGAGAGGCCUUUGGUCCAAUCACCUCUACAACCAUCAUAGGCUUACAAGCGUCCCGAGCGGAUAUCCAACGCAGGGCUCUUUUCUGCGCCACCGACGGCGACCUGGCGAUUCUCUUGUUCGAUGAGCUUAUCCGUGAAUUGGAGGUAGGCCUUAAAGAAUCAUUGCCAGCCGGUGACAGCUUCUACACAACUCUCCGAUCGACGAGUACGUAUCGUCAAGAAGAGAGGCUCGAAAGCGCUAUGAACAUAUCCUACCUGGCUUCACUGAGUAUCAAAGUGCCGAGCCCCGGGUUCCAGGGAGACCACGGUUUGAAAGCAAAUGUGCAGGACAUUGCUGCGCAUCCGGUGAGGCAACCAGCCCUUGUUGUCAAGGCCUAUACACUGGCUGCCAAAACACUUGCGGACGAGAUCCAACGUGUGAUGGCUAAGAUGGAGACAGGUAGCGUGUACACAUUGACAAACGGCCUGAACAACUGCCUACAGGGACUGCUGGCCCUGGAAAAGACCCUUGUCAUGUUUCCGAAUAGAGACGAUGAUAGUGCGAAAGCACCCUUAGAGUAG
Aspergillus oryzae RIB40 is the source of this 2472-nucleotide messenger RNA. RefSeq lists its product as uncharacterized. Gene Ontology annotation, molecular function: zinc ion binding; DNA-binding transcription factor activity, RNA polymerase II-specific. The transcript is spliced from 2 exons. The record is from RefSeq and is a predicted model, not a curated record. Bases 1 to 2472 code for a protein of 823 amino acids. Gene Ontology annotation, biological process: regulation of DNA-templated transcription. Lineage: Eukaryota; Fungi; Ascomycota; Eurotiomycetes; Eurotiales; Aspergillaceae.